GUAGAACCGAAUGACGAUGGAACAAGUGAAAAUGUCAAGUCUCAAUUGUUUUAUUAUCAGUGUGAAUAAGUAACUAUACUAUAGUGGAAAUUUUACAUGACGACGAUCUCUGGAUAUUUUGGGAAUGACAUGUGGAGAUGGUACCGCGUGAUGGAAGAUGACGAUUUCGACACGUUGUCAGUCGACUCGGUCAAGAGGAGGCGGUACGACAGAGAGAAGGAGUACCUCAGUUUGUCCAGGAACACCGUCUAUCACUCCCUCAUGGACCUGGAGGACUUGGAAUUGGCGGACCUCGACCACAAUAAGAGGUGGCGAAAUUUUUCCAGCAGUGACUUGAGCGUAGAUUUUGUACUAGCCUAUGAUGAACAAGGAAAAGCAGAAGAUGUGGAAAAGAGGAAAACCUUUGAAAAAAACCUGGUUACUACGGGGUUGUUGCUGGAGAGGGAAGAAAACCAAAGGAUACACUUUGUCAAAAUUCACGUGCCUCCAGAAGUUUUAUGUAGAUAUUCAGAGGUUCUCAAGAUGAGGUUACCUAUCAAAGUUGAUGAAUCUGAUUUGCCAAAAGAUAAUAUCAUAGUGGAAACUGCCAAUAGAUUGCUUAAAACUUGCAACGUUUCUCUGGAUCCUAAGAAAUUUCCUGUUAAAAAGUAUCAACUUACAGCAGAGUUUAGUAGGGAUAAAAAUUAUUUAUUUGACAUAGAUGAUCCAGAUUUUUUCAACACUUCAAUUAUUACAACUAUAGCCUCAUACAUUCUAGAAAGGGAAAAAUUUGGUUUGGAAGAUCAGGAUAAGGGUAUCAAAAGACUCAUAACAGAAGGGGUAUAUAAAGCUGCAUUCCCCUUACAUGAUGGAGAUCUUCAUGACAGAUCCUCAAAAAGAAAACUUCUUUUAGAUGAAUGGGCCUCAGUGUCAAAAUGUCUGAAGUUUCAGCCCAUAGAUGAAAUAAAAGACUAUUUCGGGGUGAAAUUCGCUCUAUAUUUCACUUGGUUAGGCUUCUACACACACAUGCUGAUACCAGCUGCCAUCGUAGGAGUUAUUUGCUUCAUAUACGGUAUCUUAACCCUAAGCUCAGAUACUCUGAGUAGAGACAUUUGUUCAAAAGAUGUGACUAUGUGUCCGCAAUGUGAUAAGCAUUGUGAUUACUGGAAUUUGAAAACAAGCUGUACAUAUUCAAGGAUACAACACAUAAUUGACAAUCCUGCAACUAUUUUUUUCGCCGUAUUCAUGUCUAUUUGGGGAACUCUGUACCUGGAAUUAUGGAAGAGAUACAGUGCAGAGAUUGCCCACAGGUGGGGUCUUACAGGGUUUGAUUUGCAAGCAGAACCGCCCAGACCGGAGUACUUGCUGAAACUUGCAAAAGCCAAAAAGAAGAAGCUGAAUGUUGUUACUCAGCUUCAAGAACCAGUAGUGCCUUUUUGGAGGGUCAAAUUGCCUUCAGUAAUCCUCAGUUUCACCCUCGCCCUGCUUUGGACUUUAGUGGCACUAGCGGUAGUUAUGGGUGUCGUCGUAUAUAGGAUGUCUUAUGUCACAUCUGACGCGUUAUAUAGGGAUAAAACUAGUUAUCGGAUAUACGUAGUACCUGUCACAGCAGCUAUGAUCAAUUUAGUUUGUAUUGUCAUCCUAAAUCUGAUCUACGACAGAUUGGCAGAAUGGUUGACAGAAAUGGAACUGCAAAGAACGCAGACCGAAUUUGAUGAUAGUUUAGCUGUAAAAAUUUACAUGUUCCAGUUUGUCAAUUACUAUUCGUCUAUUUUCUAUAUAGCUUUUUUCAAAGGGAAGUUUGUUGGAUAUCCCACAAAGUACAACAAAAUUUUCGGAUAUAGACAAGAAGAGUGCAUGCCUGGAGGAUGUUUGAUGGAGCUAACGAUACAGUUGGCGAUUAUUAUGAUUGGUAACCAGGCGAUGAACACAGUCGUUGAAAUGGUUGUACCAUUGCUUAUAAAAAUGUAUAACACAUUUAUGGUAACAACUGGAAUAGAGAAAGCUGCAAAGGAAGAAAUAACUUUGAUCAGCUGCAACCAGUGGACUGAAGAUUACAAAUUAGGGGAAUUCCAGAGCAGAAGUUUGUUUGCUGAGUAUCUUGAAAUGGUUCUUCAAUACGGAUUUGUGACAAUAUUUGUGACUGCUUUCCCAUUAGCGCCACUGUUUGCCCUCAUCAAUAACGUUCUCGAAAUGCGUUUGGACGCCAAAAAAUUCAUAAAGUACUUCAGAAGACCUAUUCCACAACGUGUCAAGAAUAUUGGCGUUUGGUAUUCAAUACUUGCCAUUGUGGGUAGGAUAGGAGUUGUAUCGAAUGCUUUCAUUAUAGCAUUUUCAUCCCAUUUUAUACCUCGAUUGGUGUACAGGUUGAAGGAAUCGGUGGAUCAUACUGAUGAAGGAUUCUUGGAACACAGUCUGGCUUUUUUCAAUACAUCUGAUUUUCCUAUAGAGUCUGCCCCUGUUUCACCAAGUAUCAACGUUACUGUUUGCAGAUAUGCAGAAUACAGAAAUCCGUACAAUCACCCUGAUCCUGCUCAGAAAUACAAACGUCCCAUCAUUUACUGGCAUAUCUUAGCAGCUCGGCUCGCUUUCAUAGUCGUUUAUCAAAAUUUGGUGAGCUUUGUGAUGACAGCUGUCGAGUGGUUAAUACCGGACAUCAGUCGAAAACUCAAUGAUAGAAUGAAGAGAGAAGCAUACAGAACAAAUGAAAUUAUCAUCAAACAUGAGACGGAAAGGGCUGCCCGAGAAAGGAAUAAAUCAAUGAGGAAAAGAGAUUCUCUACUUUCCGCAGUUACAGUAUACCAUGACGCACUCAAUGGGGAUCUAACGAAUGAAGAACAACCUUCAAGUAACAAAAAUACAAUGUACUAUGAUCCAUAGAAGUCCAUAGGUACAAAUUUUCGAAUAUGUGCUGUUUGAAUGAUUGCUUCAGCAACCUUUAUUUUAUAAAAUUGUGGCCUUUACCUUGCCUUACUGUUGUGUAACUAGUCAAAAGAGCAGAGAUCAAAAAAUUAUAUUAAAAAAAUAUUUAUAUUACAGUUUUUCACGAGGCUUUGGGUACGCCUUUUGUGCUAAUUUUCUGUUUAUCCUAAGAUACAGGUGAAGGCAUGUCAGAUAAAGGAUGAAAAAGUGUAGAUUGAUAGAAGGCAUAUUUCAAAAUCAUUUUUUUGAUAUAAAAGAUGAUUCAGACUUAUCAAAGUUGAACAUUCUUGAAUGAAAUACCUACCCUUAUUGAUAAUAUGUUCAUUGAAACGAUGCAGAAACGAUAUGAAGCAUUUGAAUUUCCUAAAGAAUCUAUUGAUAUUAGAUACACCAUGCAUAUAUUUUCAAUGGGGGCAUAUAAGUGAAACUAUGUAUUCUUAUACAUAUUUCCACUUUAUAAAUAUAACUUUGAAACCAUACUCGUUUGUGAAUAGUUCUGUAUAUUAUCUAAUGUACUUGAAGAAAUAUGCCUCUUAUGAAUGCACAACUUGAAAAUAGAUUUUUGCAUUUUAGAAUAUAUUGUUCGAAAUAUUUCCUAAACAUAUAUAGUCUAACUGAGUUAUCUAUUUAUAAAUGAAUGUUGAUAAAAUAUGAUGAAUCUCAUCAUAAUAGUUUAGGACUGUUCAGAAUUUUAUAAAAAAACGAACAGGAAAGUUAAGGUCCAAAAUAUGUCAAAACUACAAAGUAGAUAGGAAAAGUAAUACUCCAAAUAAUGCAAUUAAAAACAAAAUAGUUCAUGUUUUUUUAUGGAAAGCGCCACAGUGGAAGAUCAGACAUGAUCAGAUAUUUGCUUGACAUUUCCAGUUUUAAUAAGUAAGUUUUGUAAUGCUUUUUGAUUUUAAUCUAUUUUAAUAUACCUACUUACAUUGUUUGCAUUUUAGUUUUCUACUCAUUGAAGAUUUUAUAAACUGUUCGAAAUCUGACGGAAUAAACUUUUUU
Phaedon cochleariae (mustard beetle) is the source of this 3900-nucleotide messenger RNA. The record is from the annotation of a GenBank genome assembly. Lineage: Eukaryota; Metazoa; Arthropoda; Insecta; Coleoptera; Chrysomelidae.